CGCGUUUUAAAAUCUCUCAACCCGUUGGGUCGACCCGAACCCGAAAGUUCUGGGUCUUGAACAAGCAUUUGUAAACCCGAACCCGAAAGUGACCGACCCGAUUCAACCCGAACCCGAAAAUAAUUUUUUACAACCCGACCCGACCGACCCGUUUGACAGGUCUACAGUCAUAGUAUCAUCUCUCACGAUGUUCAUUGGCAUAAUUUUGAUUACUUGGUUCCCUGCCACCUCGAUUGCAUGCUGUGGAUUCGUGAUGCAAAGCAUUGGAAUUGGACUUGCAUCCAAGGUAAUUCCAACUAUUGCAGAAGAGAUCACUCCAUAUACAUGCCCCAUGUUGUUCAAUGUUGCAUUGAUGUUUGGUCCUUUAGGAGCUAAUGUAAUGAACCUUAUUGUAUCAAAUCAAGCAUCAUGGGGUUGGAGGGUAUCUUAUGGCAUCGUAGGAGGUGUAGUUAUGAUUAUCCUUUUAUUAUCACUUUUUGUCACCGAAAGUCCAGCAUUUAUGUUGGAGAAAAACAAAAUAGGCGAAGCAGAAACAAUUCUCCAAAAAGUGAAUGGAAAGGAUGAUAUAAAGGAGAGCCUAUCAAUAUUGAAAUUUUGGGUAGAGAAGGCCAAGAAAUCUUCUCCUAAACUACUAAUAAAACCACUAAGUCAUCCACCACUUAUUAUUACCCUAUUUAUUUCCAUCUUACCUAUCUUUGGGGCAGUUGACACCAUCCAGUUUUACGGCCCUUUAUUGUUCAAAUCAGCCAAUAUCCUUCAAAAAAAUCUUUAUUUUGCUCCAAUAGGCAUAUCCUUAAUCCAAAUAUUUUUCCGUCUCCUAAGCUUGGGUGUGGUAGAACUCUUUGGUAGAAAAAAGCUACUACUUUUCGCCAUCUCAUUGAGAAUGAUUUUAGAGGUAGUCAUGUGCAUUGAAUUUUACAAGCAUUCUCAUAUGUUAAGAUACUUAGACUUUCCACAGCCUAUGCUAGUUGUUGGGGGCUUAUACGUGGCGAUGGAUGCCUUCCUAACUCCACCAAAUGGUUGGUUGGAGGUGUCAUUUCCACCAGAGACAAAGCAAAUAGGAAGUACAAUAUCAAUAACAUUGGGACCGCUACAAAAUGCAAUCACAGCAGCCAUCUCAGUAUUAUUGGUGUGCAAGUUAAACAGAUCAGUUUUCUUUUUUUUCUUCCUUGGGAUGUCGUUAUCAUUUUAUUCAUAGUCUUUCUCGUACCAGAGACGACUAAUGUAAAAGGUUCUGAAAUAGUUAGCUUAGUCUGGAGUAGACAUUGGCUAUGGAAGAAGUAUGUUAGGACUAGUGACACGUACACUUGAACAUAUAAUUUUGUAUUACAUUAUUUUAUUGUAAUAUAGGUCAUCAUGAUCUACUAUUUGUGGAUUCCAAUUAUCACUUGGUAGGAGACUAUUUUGAUUGAA
Molecule: messenger RNA, 1413 nt
Organism: Spinacia oleracea (spinach)
Lineage: Eukaryota; Viridiplantae; Streptophyta; Magnoliopsida; Caryophyllales; Amaranthaceae
Product: sugar transport protein 8-like
Exons: 3
Coding region: 188-1198 (336 amino acids)
Biological process (GO): transmembrane transport
Cellular component (GO): membrane
Molecular function (GO): carbohydrate transmembrane transporter activity
Source: RefSeq, a predicted model, not a curated record